This is a messenger RNA of Bombina bombina (fire-bellied toad), 4830 nucleotides long. It is a transcript of the gene ADAM17, whose product is annotated as ADAM metallopeptidase domain 17. Gene Ontology annotation, molecular function: metalloendopeptidase activity. Gene Ontology annotation, cellular component: plasma membrane. The record is from RefSeq and is a predicted model, not a curated record. Lineage: Eukaryota; Metazoa; Chordata; Amphibia; Anura; Bombinatoridae. The coding region runs from base 332 to 2887 and encodes 851 amino acids. The transcript is spliced from 20 exons. Gene Ontology annotation, biological process: membrane protein ectodomain proteolysis; Notch signaling pathway.
UUCGGCUGACUGAGUAUGUGUUUGAGACUUGUGAAAGAUAAUGCAGGCAGUUGCAGUUGUCUUCGGUAUCCAUCCGCUGGAGUCAUACUUUGGGAGCGCCCUGUAUUCUUAGGUGCUUUUUCUUUGUUUUGGAGGUGCUCGGGAGAACAUAGAGGGCGAAUAUUAAAUAUUAGUUAUUGUGUCAUUCUGACUGGGGAUUUCUGCCAGCUUAAGUCCAAAUCAAAGAGGAAAAAAAAAGUCCUCAUGGAAUAGUUUCUUUUUCCUGUGUCUUGGAGUAUGGACCGAUUUCUGCAGCUGUCUACUAGUCUUUUGAUCUCGGAUUUUUUUUUAUAUGAGACUGAGCAACUUUAGGGUGGACGAUAUGAAGUCUUGGUGGCCUUUGGGACAGCUGAUUCCGGCCUCUCCUCUCUCUGCUUUAUUUCUUUUGCUGUCAUACAACCUUUUGCAAGCUGAGCUGACAGCAGCAGGAAAUCAAUGGGAAUUUCACGAUGAACAUCGCGGGAGUCUGGACACCAUGCUGGCUGACUAUGAUGUAAUAUCGAUAUCUGGUAUCCAGCAACACUCUCUAAGGAAGCGGGAACUGAACCCUGAGGCUCAGAUUGAGCGAAUGCUCAGCUUUAAUGCACUGCAGAGACAUUUUAAAUUGUACCUCACCUCAAGCACAGAGCGUUUCUCUGAAAACCUUCGUGCUGUGGUAUUGGAUGGUAAUGGCAAGGAGAGAGAAUACCAUGUAAAGAAAUCCGACUUCUUCACUGGACACGUAGUAGGAGAGCAAAAUUCUAAGGUUCUGGCUCACAUUGGAGAUGGGGAUUUUACAGCACGGAUCACAACAGAUGGAGAUGAAUAUAACAUUGAGCCACUUUGGAGAUUUGUUGACAACGCCACAACAGACAAUAUGUUAGUGUACCGUUCGGAAGAUAUCCGAGACUUCUCCAGACUCAAGUCCUCGAAGGUUUGUGGAUACAUCAAGCCUAAGGAAGAUCUCUUUAUGAAUGUGCAGGAUACAGCAGGACAUGGUGAUGGAUAUUUACAUCGUGAGAAGAGGCAGAAAGAACCAGACCCACUUAGGAACACUUGCAAGAUGCUAGUCGUAGCUGAUCAUCGUUUCUUUAAAUAUAUGGGACGUGGAGAAGAGAGUACUACUAUCAAUUACUUGAUAGAGUUGAUUGACAGAGUGGACGAUAUCUACAGAAACACAUCCUGGGAUUCCCAAUGGAAAGGAUAUGGUGUACAGAUAGAGCAGAUUAUUGUACACAAAGAGCCAGAGAAUACUGCAGUAAAGCAUUAUAACAUGGGAAGAAGUUUUCCAAAUGAGAACAAGGAUGCAUGGGAUGUGAAACAACUGCUGGAGCAAUUCAGCUAUGAUAUAUCUGAGAGGGCUUCUGAUGUCUGCCUGGCACAUCUCUUCACAUACCAAGACUUUGACAUGGGGACUCUUGGACUGGCGUAUGUUGGUUCUCACAAACCAAACACCCAUGGAGGCAUUUGUCCUAAAGCUUAUGACAGUGAGAUUGCCAAAAAGUCUAUCUAUUUAAACACCGGAUUGACCAGUACAAAGAAUUAUGGAAAAACCAUCCUUACAAAGGAAGCAGACUUGGUCACUACUCAUGAAUUGGGUCACAAUUUUGGUUCCGAACACGAUCCUGACAGCUUGGAGUCCUGUGCUCCCAGCGAAGAUAAAGGAGGAAAAUUUGUCAUGUAUCCUAUAGCUGUGAGCGGAGACCAUGAAAAUAAUAAGAUGUUCUCAAGUUGCAGCCGGGAGUCCAUCCUACGUACGCUAAAGAGUAAGGCCAGCAUUUGCUUUAAAGAGCGCAACAACAAAGUCUGUGGUAAUUCCAGGGUGGAUGAGGGUGAAGAGUGCGACCCAGGUUUGCUUCAUCAGCACGACGAUCUUUGCUGCAACGCUGACUGCACAUUCAAGAAAGGAGUAGUCUGCAGUGAUCGAAACAGCCCAUGCUGUAAAGGCUGCCAGUUUGAAACUGCACAAAAAAAAUGUCAAGAAGCAAUUAAUGCUACUUGCAAGGGAGAAUCCUACUGCACAGGUAACAGCAGUGAGUGCCCUCCACCCGUUAAUGCUGCUGAUGACACUAUCUGCGUAGAUAUGGGAAAGUGUGUAGCUGGGGAAUGUAUCCCAUUCUGUGAAAUUGAAAAACAGCUCCGGUCAUGUGCUUGUAAUGACACUGAACAUUCUUGUAAAGUCUGCUGCCGAAAUGAGAAUGGCAUCUGUAGUCCAUACGUGGAUGCAAAUAAACAGUUUUUGUAUUUACGCAAAGGAAAACCAUGUACUGUUGGAUUUUGUGAUAUGAAUGGAAAGUGCGAGAAGCAAGUCCAAGAUGUCAUUGAACGCAUAUGGGAUUUCAUUGACAAACUCAGCAUCAACAUGCUAGGAAAGUUCCUAGCAGACAACAUUGUGGGAUCUGUUAUUGUCUUCUCUUUGGUCUUCUGGAUACCAAUUAGUAUUCUUGUUCACUGUGUGGAUAAAAAAUUGGAUAAACAGUAUGAAGAGAACACCAAGUCUUUAUUUUUACCCAGCAAUGUGGAAAUGCUGAGCAGUAUGGACUCUGCUCCAGUUCGCAUUGUCAAACCAUUCCCUUCCUCCCAGGCAAAUUCACGAUUUCAGCCACUGCAGCCAGCCCCAGCAGUACCAUCCUCUGCUGCUGCUGCAGCAUGCAAACUAGAUCACCCAAGAAUGGACACCAUCCAGGAGGACCCAAGCACUGAUUCUCACCUUGAUGACCAAUUUGAUGAGGACCCCUUUCCAAACAACAGCUCACCAUCCAAGUCCUUUGAGGACCUUACCGACCACCCAGUUACCAGGAGUGAGAAGGCAUCUUCAUUCAAGUUACAGCGGCAGGGUCGUGUGGACAGCAAAGAAACAGAAUGCUGACCCUUCUCUAUGGGUUCUGCUACUCUAGAUAAGACAAUCAUUUCACUUGUCCUAAAGACCUGCAGUUAUGGUACAGAAGGGGCAAACAUUGCCUAAAGCCAGCCACAUUACCUAAAAGUGCACAAAAUUGCCACUCAUCAUUAAGAUUUUGAAUAGAUAUUUAAUUUCUUUAAGUUGUGUACAUUUGAAAGGAUCUGCUAAAGAAUACUGCAGAAUACCUAAUCGAGUAACCUCAGUAAAUCCUAGUAUAGCACUCUCUAAUACUUGUAAUUAUGAAAGUAAUGCACAACAUAUACUCCUUUUUAUUAAUAUUCUAUACAUGCUGCUGUACAUUGCACAUUAUGUUUUGACUCUGUCCUUUAAUACUUGUCUUACAACUAAGUAUUUGUGCCUCUUUAACUUGUGUCCCUGGCAAUUAUAUAUUUAGUAAGAGGAAACAUCGUAUUGCACUGGAGACAGUCUCACUGCUCUAAAACUGUUUACAUUUGUUUAUAUCUGAUUUAAAGGGGCAUAAAAAGUCAAAACUAAAGUUCCAUUAUUGAGAUAGAUUUUUAUUUUUAAUUUGCAUGCUCUGUUAUCACAUUUUACAUUGUUCCCUUGGUUUUGCUUUUUGAGAGCAUGCGCAGGUUAGACUCAGGAGCAUACAUGGGUUUAAAACACUAUGCCUUUUUUGAAGCAAUGUAUAACAAUGUUGCAAAGCAUUGUUGUAAACGCUGGUGCCAUAUAGUGCAUAAGAUGUGUAUGCUCUUCAAAAAUGUAUACCAUGGGAAGAGUCAAUUUGAUAUCAGGUAUAACAACUUCUUUCUGAAUAAUGAAAGUUAAUUUUGACUUUCAUGUUCCUUUAUAAAAUAUAUCUCGCCAUCCGCCUAUUCGUUCUAUAGUUAUGCCAUCUAGAAUAUUAGACUGGUCAUUGGUAGUUAACAUUCCUGUAUAAUUGUCCUCUGUUUAUUCCACAAAUAGAAUAUACUCCUUGUAUUUGUCAUUUAUAUUUGUUUAGUUGCUGACCCCAUUUUGUAAGUAGACUUUUGUGUACAUUUUGUCUUGAUGAGGUCUACAUGGUAGAAUAGUUUGGUUGUAUCAAGAAAGACAGUAAGCUCAUAUUUGACAAUGAUAUAUGUGAUUUAUUAUCAGUAUGUGUAGGUUGACCCUGCCAUAGAUUGUAAUCACCUCCAAUAAAACCCAGGAUCGUUUGCUGAACGGCAAGUUUGCCAAGUUCACAUUCAUAUAGUUACUAGUUCCAGUGAUGUAUUUUUAUAGACUGGGCAUAAGGUUCCUUCUCUGUAACCACAUCAUUAUCCUUUUUCCCUUCCUUGUCUUUUUCCUUACUGCUUUCCUACUGUCCAUCUCUCUCUCCCUAGAUAGUUUAUAGCAGUCUCUUCAUUAGCAGUAUCUUAGCUUGCUUUUACUUUCCUACAUUUUAAGCUCAUUGCACUUUUCUGAACCCAUGUCUACAAAUAUGUCACCCUUACUCAAAUGUAUAUUUGUUAUAUUCAGAAUUAUUACUUUUAUAAUUAUUAACCUGUUACAUAUUUUUAGGCGUUCCCUAAGGAGGUCAGUUUUUAAUUCUAUCCUUAGGUAGGUAGCCAAAAAUACACCUUUUUAUUUAUUUUUUUUGUUUGUUCCUUUUUUACUUAUCCAUGGGGCCAUGUAAAAGAAUGAACCAAUCACUGUCAUAUAUAUAUUAUACUAAACUGAUACAUUAAAGGAACAUUAAACAUUAUGAGAGUGUAACUCUAUUAGUUCAUUUAUAACUUUCGCUAACGGGCUUCAGCUUUUAAACCUGGUGACAUUUUAUUACGUUAUGGAUACUAAAACUUCACACUUGUUUCAAAACACAUCUACAUAUUAUUCUGAGUAAUAUUUGUUUUGAAUACAUUAUAAGAUCUGGCAUUUAUUUAGUGUUUAAUGUCCCAUUAAAUGAUCACUUUAUUUGAUUGUUUAAA